CGCUCCGCGCGCUCUCACAAGCCGGUUGUCAGUACAAACUAGUUUUGCAGUGACGACACAGCUACAGUGAUACCAAAGUGAGCCGAGAGGACAGUGCCCUAGUGUUUAGUUAUAUGGACAAUUGAUUUGUGGAAAUGGAAGAUAAGCCGUACAGUGUUGACAGUUCGGAUGAUAUCAACAUCGAGGAGGAGGAAGAACAUAUUGAGGAGAAUCACAGCUACCCACCGGACUUUCCGAUCGAAGCUUUAGUAAAGCUCGAGCGGCCAUCACCCCCUUUACCGACGCCGCCGCACACGCCCACUGACGACACGCCCCCAGCCGUCGUUAUCUCACGCCACCAACCUUGGACGCCACCCGCACAACCCUACACUUACCCCCGACCAGCCAUGCAGACCCCUUACCCGUACGAGAAAGUGCCAGCACAGAAUUACUCGCACCCCAUGUCGGCCUACGUGCAAGCUCAAGUGGCAACGCUCCCACCGUCGGCACCUUACCACGCGAUGCUCGUCAACCAGUGGAUUAGGAACGCAGCUUUCUACCAUCACUCAUUGAGAUACCCCGGUGUUAUGGCACAGAGGAUGCCAGGAAGGAAUCCGCCGCCGAUGCGAGCGCCAGGCGUCCCCGGAACGAGACCUAAAAAGCAGUUUAUUUGCAAAUACUGCAACCGCCAGUUCACCAAGUCCUACAAUCUCCUGAUCCAUGAAAGGACUCACACCGACGAGAGGCCUUACUCGUGUGACAUCUGUGGGAAAGCUUUCCGCCGGCAAGACCACCUCAGAGACCAUAGGUACAUACAUUCGAAGGAGAAGCCAUUCAAGUGCACUGAGUGUGGGAAAGGUUUCUGCCAGUCCAGGACGCUCGCCGUACACAAAAUCUUGCACAUGGAAGAAUCUCCCCACAAGUGCCCCGUUUGCAACAAGAGCUUCAACCAAAGAUCGAACCUGAAGACGCAUCUGCUGACACACAGCGAUGCAAACAAGCACCAUUUGGAGCAUUUGGAAGGUUGUCAAGAAGUUUCUUCGACAAGUCAGUCGGAGAACUCCCUACUAGACCUUUCUCAUAAACCUUCGCCGCCCCUACCGCAACAAGUUCAACCACUUGUGAGUCCUCACCAAUCUCCUGUUGAAGGACCCAAAAGAACUUUAGGCUUUUCGAUAGAAGAUAUCAUGAAGCGCUAAUUCUCAUAUCUGUAAAUAUUUAUUAACUGCUCUCACCGAGUUCUAAGGUACCUGUUAAAAUUGGCAAGAGGCUUACUACAUUCAGGGAUUUAAUGUUUAAUUUAGUUAAUUUAUGAUUGCCAAAGAUGUAUCAUUGACUGAUUAGUAAGGUUUCCUAUCAUUGAGCAUCCGUUUUUUCUGUUUCAUUUAUAUUAUCGGCUCUUAAUAGUAUUCAAUGUCUUUGUAAUUCUAUUCAUCACCAUUUGUGUCACCAAGUAAAUGAAUCAUGUAACAGCCGAUACUCGGAUCUUUUUUCACUUUGAAGACUGAAAUUGUUUUUAAUUAUUGUUAUUGUUUGUUUAGAGGUUUAUUUAUUGUGAUAGAUUAGUUUAGAUAAGAUUGUGGUUGACUAAAGUUACCGAAAAGUAUUACCUUCGUGUUUAAGUUCGUUUCGUUCCAAAAUUGUGGCUAUGACAUAAUUGAAAUCAUGUUCAAAAAUUAGAUGUAUGUUGUUUCUGUAAAAGAUUCAGUAGUUUUAGUGCAUGUAUAUUUCGCUGUAAAUAUGUACAAUAAGUAUUAUAGUUUUAAGGCGACGAGGCUACUAUUAGGAGAUAAAAUAUAAUAAAAGAAAAUAGUAAUGAACAUUA
Molecule: messenger RNA, 1804 nt
Organism: Helicoverpa zea (corn earworm)
Lineage: Eukaryota; Metazoa; Arthropoda; Insecta; Lepidoptera; Noctuidae
Gene: odd
Product: protein odd-skipped
Exons: 3
Coding region: 135-1178 (347 amino acids)
Biological process (GO): regulation of transcription by RNA polymerase II; embryonic pattern specification; embryonic hindgut morphogenesis
Cellular component (GO): nucleus
Molecular function (GO): RNA polymerase II transcription regulatory region sequence-specific DNA binding; DNA-binding transcription factor activity, RNA polymerase II-specific
Source: RefSeq, a predicted model, not a curated record